GCCGACUGUAAAAUUUACUUCCGGUUAAAUUGGCUGGAAUUUUGACAACAAAUUCCGCCUCAAAAUCAUCUUUAUUUGUGGCCUUGUCUCGAACCUUCCUGAUGUACCGUGAUUGCUGCCCCCAUGCCUGUACCUGAGCACGCCAACAUGAGCCAAUCACCGCCAGCGACCGGACACGACCACCCGAACCUGAUACGCAAGUUAAGCGCGUCGAAGAAACCACUUAAAGAGAAAGUGGUCCUGUUUUAUGAUGCGUUGUUUAAGGGAGAGGAUCCGUCAGUUGGUAACCCAAACUUCUGGGACGAGUUCUUCCUCCUCCGUGUUAAUGCCCAGUUCAUCGAGAAAGAGUUCGAUGGCUUGGAUGGCGACCAGCUUAUGAACUUAAAGGAAAUUAUCAACACGUUGUUCUACAAAUGUGUGAAAACGCUACAAUCCGAGAACCACAUUCGAACGGCUAACGCCAUUCAGACACUGAUGGGCCUCAUCCGCGGCAUGUUUAAGAAAUCAUUGCCGACAGGAAACUACGGGUUUGACGUCAUCAAUAUAUUGGUGGGAUUCGACUGUGCUGAGGCGCGAAUGCAGAACUUAGUGGAGUGUCUACAUAACUUUCUGACUGGUGAGUACCCAGCCAUCCUGAAAAACCUCUCGCUGAAGUUGCUCCUAUCCCUUGUGACGGCCACGGACAAUGUCAGUCAGAAUACCAUGUUGGAGUACAUCAUGAUAAACAGUGUAUUUGAAGCUAUUGUUCAGUUACUCGCGAGCCCAAUCGGGAGACAGACGCAUGGACAUGAUGCCGUCUUAUUGCUCACCAUUCUAGUGCAGUAUAGGAAAUACGAGUCUGCCAACCCGUAUAUAGUCAAGUUAUCAAUAUUAGACGACGAAUUAGCUUUAAAUGGAUUUGCUCAAGUGGUUUCCGGUGCUCUGACCGAAUUCAAUCGUCUCUACCACAUCAAGAACUCGGAACCGCAGGGCGGGUUCUUCUCAGCGAUCACAAGCAUGUUUUAUGUGAUGUUUAUUCCUUUGACUGUGGAGGACGAACCAGUUGGAAGUAUGUUUGUGGGUGAAGAGAGUUCAGUCGAGGCUGUGAAGGCGAAUGAUUCCAUAUUACUGGCACUUUAUGAAGCUGUCCACCUCAACAGGAACUUCAUCACAACUUUAACGCACUCACACACACCAUCCACACCAGCCACGCCCCCGUUGUCACCAACGUUACCCAAGCCGCCAACCCCGGAUGGAUCCAGUGGCGCGAACCCACCAACAUUCGACCCGAACAUCGUCACAGAACCAGCUAGUCAACCCACAAACCUUCUCGUCACUUUCAUUGAGUAUACGUCUAUAGUCAUGCAGGACACGAAAGACACAACAAGAUUUAAGAAUGCCAAACUCUGUUUAAUCAUACUGACGUGUAUAACAGAGGACCAGUACGCCAACAGCCUGAUGCAUGAUGUCAACAUGAACUUCCGUGUGCCAAUUCAUAAAUUGCCAAUGAGACAUAGAAAAGUAAAAGUGGAUGUGCGACCUCCUUCCAGACCUCUGGCGUGUGCUCUAUUAGAUUUAAUGGUAGAAUUUGUGAUGAGCCACAUGAUGAAAAAUUUGCCAAUGGAAUUGUAUAUGCAGGUGCUAGGAGUCGCCCAUCGCGUGUUGUGUUACCAGAAGCGGUGUCGAGUUCGGCUGCAGUACGGUUGGAAGGAGCUCUGGACUGUCCUCAUCAACCUCCUAAAGUUCCUCAUGUCCAAUGAGUCGCAUAUUAUGAAGAAACAUAAUCUAUUCCCUCUAGCGAUACAGGUUGUGAAUAUUUUCAAUUUGUUCAUCACGUACGGCGACACGUUCCUGCCCAGUCCAAGCAGUUACGACGAACUCUACUACGAAAUCAUACGAAUGCAUCAAGUAUUCGAUAACCUGUACUCGAUGGCUUUGCGCUACACCACGAUUGACGGAGAAUGGAAGGACUCGGCGGCCAAGCUAACCAAUUACUUAGGAAAUGUUAGGGCAAUCAUCAACCACUUCACCCCCAAGGUGGACUCUUAUUCCUCCCAGCACCAGCUCUCCUCACUCACUGAGGAACAAGUUCUUGAGGUCGUACGCGGCAACUAUGAUACACUCACGCUAAAACUGCAGGAGAACCUAGAUCAGUUUGAGCGUUAUUCAGAAAAACCAAAGGAAACUGCCUUCUUUACUCAGUUAGUUCGCUCAAUCAUCUCUGAUGUGAGAAAAACGACAGACGUCACCAGCGCAGAGCAGCAGAGCAUUCUGAGAGAAUUUGGGACGAUAUCCUGAUAACCUGAUGAUGUGAUAUAAGGAAAUUGAGACCAAUAGAAGAUCGCCGCUUGAAUUUCUUGCACAUAAGCUCAUCUUUUGAAAUGUGGCUCUGAAUUGCGGCGCUGUCUGCCGAAAACAGACCUGUGUGUUGUGUAGAUCGAGCUUAAAAAGCGCUGCGCAAAGAUAACCGUUUAUGACGUAACAAUGUCACUGCCAACGUACGGGGGGCCGUGUCAGAGGUCGAUUGCAUCACAAAUAUUAUCCUUGCACAGCGCUGCUGGGGAACUUGGUUUGUCUCUUGAAGAAAGGCGAGAUCUCAGGAUUCUCCAAUUCCUUGUGAUUUUUUGGGUAUAUUUUUAAAAUAAUGUAUAAAAAGUAUUUAUGUUAAAGUCGUGUACAUUCUCAAAAGCCUGCUUCCCUUAGAAAUAGAAUUUCGAAAUGGUUUGGUCCAAAAUGGUUGCACUCGCUGGUUAGUGAGGUCAUUAAAAUGUCUGGUCAUGCAUUAGUGACGUCACUAAAAAUGUCUGAUCAUGCAUUAAUGAGGUCACUAAAAAUGUCUGAUCAUGCAUUAGUGAGGUCCUUAAAAUGUCGGAUCAUGCAUUAGUGAGGUCACUAAAAUUUAGUCUGGAAUUAUGGUCUAGUGAGGUCACUAGUAUGUGCUAAUACUAUAAAAUCAUAUAAUAAGUACAACAAUCAUUGUACAUUAUUUGUUUAUACAGUUGCAGUAUGAUGUUAUGGUUGUUUAUACAGUCACAUGAUGAUGUUGUGGUUGUUUAUACAGUCACAAUGUGACAUUGUGGUUGUUUAUACAGUCACAAUGUGACGUUGUGGUUGUUUAUACAGUCACAUGAUGUUGUGAUUGUUUAUACAGUCACAGUAUGAUGAUAUGGUGGUUUAUACAGUCACAAUAUAACAGUAAAAAAUGAACUGGUGUAAGCAUGCAAUAGAAUGUUUGUUUAUACAGUUAUGGUGUAAUAUACAGUCACAGUAGAACGGUCAAAAAUGUGUAUGCAGACAGCAUAUUGUUGCGUUUGUUUACGCAAUUGCAUCAAGAUGAUGUUGUCGUUUUUUCAGUCACAGUGUAACAGAAUGAAAUGUACUUGUUCGUAGACUCACAGUGUAAGCAUGAAAUCAUACUGUCAAGGUAUAAUGUUGUGUUAAUUGAUUCACAGUUACAGUUCGAUGAUGAUUUGUUUGUUUAUACAGUCAUUGUGUAAUGUAGAGUCACAGUAUAAGUACAUGUAUGAUUAUGCAGUCACAGUAUGAUUAUGUGGUUUAUGCAGUGACGUUGUAAUAUGCAGUCACACUCACAGCAUGGCGGUGUAAAAAUUUACUUGUUUGUCUAUAGAGUCCGAGUGUAACAAUGCUUAUACUGUCACAGUAUAAUGUUGUGGUUGUUAACAGUCACAGUAUUUGAAAGUACUUGUUUAUACAGUCACAAUGUGACGUUGCGGUUGUUUAUACAGUCACAUGAUGUUGUGGUUGUUUAUACAGUCACAUGACGCGGUGAUUGUUUAUACAGUCACAUGACGUUGUGGUUGUUUAUACAGUCACAUGACGCUGUGGUUGUUUAUACAGUCACAUGACGUUGUGGUUGUUUAAAUAGUCGCAGUAUUUGAAAGUACUUGUUUAUACAGUCUAGAAAGUUAGAGUAUUACGGUAUAAAAUGUACUCAUUUAUACAGUCACAGUGUAAGCAUGCGUGAACUGUCACAGUAUAAUGUUCAGCCCAAGUGCUGUGGUCUUAGAACCUGGAGAGUUGGGGUCCUCCUCCAGAUGAAUUUGAAAACUUCUGUGCCAAAUGAGCGUUUUCCAGGAAUCUGAGGGUUAAAAGUUGAAUUGAUCUUUGGAUUCUUUGGGAGAGGCGUCCAAAAAAAUCUGUGCUCUUUAACACCCUCUUUAUACUCGUUAUGGAUACAGUCAUGGUGAAUUGCUUAAACAGCACAGAAGAUGAGGACUUAUUUUACAGUCACGUUAUACUUACAUGUAAUAAUUAGACGGAAAUCAUGACACUCUGUAUCACACUGUACAUAAAACAUUCACAUUGACAACAGGCACCACCGGGUGCACUGCAUUGCAGUGAAGGGACAGAAAAGAACAAAGUUACGAUCUGUGAACGAAUUGAGAAUGCCUUCAAUUUAGUUGGCGGUGUUACCCUCUGGGUGAUGUUCAACUUACAUGCACAGUGGAACCUCCCGCUCUAUUAAGGACAACCUCUCUGUUAAGGACACUAGUUUUGGUCCCAAAUUGGUUGUUUCCAUUCAAUUUGACCUCUCUAAUCUGGACACCUCUCUAUUAAGGACAGCACUUGUCAGUCUCGAGGGUGUCCUUAAUAGAGAGGUUCGACUGUACGUUCAAUGAUAUAAACAGUUGCAGAUGAAUGGUGUAUAUAUACAGCUCUCGUCUUUUCAGUACUAAAUAUGUGACCCACCAUGGCAAAAUGAGUCGCAUGUCGCUCCGAGCUUGACAGGUUGAGACGGACUGGUUGUUUAUUUCACAAUUGUCUGCCUUUUGUGAAAUCUGAGUAUAUCAAUUUCUUCUAUUAUGUCCCGGUGUCAUUUUGCCGUGGUUGGUCACAUAUUGUAUGUUAGGACUUGUGACGGAAUAACUGUAUAAAGUACAAAAGAUAUCAGAAUUUCAAAUUGUUUGGACAGUUGUGCUGGUUCCAAUGUCAUUGUCCUCAAUUAGUGAUUCUGUUGUAUUGUGCGUGAAUGCAGUCAUCAUGUAAUUAUUUGAAUAAUAAAUUAUGGUAUGCUCAAAA
Messenger RNA from Lineus longissimus, 5019 nucleotides. RefSeq names its product armadillo-like helical domain-containing protein 3. NCBI's taxonomy places the organism in Eukaryota, Metazoa, Nemertea, Pilidiophora, Heteronemertea, Lineidae. The coding region runs from base 124 to 2277 and encodes 717 amino acids. The record is from RefSeq and is a predicted model, not a curated record. The transcript has 21 exons. Gene Ontology annotation, cellular component: cytosol.